Balaenoptera acutorostrata (minke whale) is the source of this 5285-nucleotide messenger RNA. RefSeq names its product general transcription factor IIi (gene GTF2I). NCBI's taxonomy places the organism in Eukaryota, Metazoa, Chordata, Mammalia, Artiodactyla, Balaenopteridae. Gene Ontology annotation, molecular function: DNA-binding transcription factor activity. Bases 402 to 4127 code for a protein of 1241 amino acids. Gene Ontology annotation, cellular component: nucleus. The record is from RefSeq and is a predicted model, not a curated record. The transcript has 36 exons.
CCGCGUGCCCGAGACGGUGCCCGCCGCCGGCUGCGCGGAGAGGCGGGGAGCCCCGGGGAAGGGCGCUGGAACCCCGAAACACCAGCGCUGCGGACUGCAGAGUCUCUGCAUCUGUCAUCUUUCGGACGUGUGAAAAUAGAAUAUUUUCCAUCCAUGGUUUGCUGAAUCCGCAGAUGCAGAACCCGCGGAUACGGAGGGCUGACUGCAGAUGGAAAAUUCCAGAAAUAAACAAUUCAUAAGUUUUAAAUUUCACGCCCGCCCGCUCCGUCCUGCCUGGGCCGUGAAUCAUCCCUUUGUCCAGCGUAUCCUGCCCGGUAGUCACUUAGUAGCUGCCUGGGUUAUCAGAUCAACUGCCAGGUAUUGCAGUGCUUGUGCUCAAGUAACCCUUAUUUUACUUAAUAAUGGCCCCAAAGCGCAAGAGCAGUGAUGCUGGCAGUUCGGAUAUGCCAAAGAGAAGCCGUAAAGUGCUUCCUUUAAUUGAAAAAGUGAAAGUUCUCGACUUAGUAAGGAAAGAAAAAAAAUCGUAUGCUGAGGUUGCUAAAAUCUACGGUAAGAACGAAUCUUCUAUCCGUGAAAUUGUGAAGAAGGAAAAAGAAAUCCGUGCUAGUUUUGCUGUAGCGCCUCAAACUGCAAAAGUUACAGCCACAGUGCGUGAUAAGUGCAUAGUUAAGAUGGAAGAGGCAUUAAAUUUGUGGGUGGAAGACAUGAACAGAAAACGUGUUCCCAUUGACAGCAAUGUGUUGCGCCAGAAAGCACUGAGCCUGUACGAAGACUUCAGCCAGGGAUCCCCAGAAACGGGUGACACCAAGCCAUUUACUGCGAGUAAGGGAUGGUUACACAGAUUCAGGAAUAGGUUUGGACUGAAAAAUAUAAAAAUUACUGGAAAGGCUGUGUCUGCUAAGGAAGAAGCUGCUGCCACACUUCCAGCAGAGUUGAAGAAGCUGAUUAAGGACAGAGAAUAUUAUCCAAAGCAAGUCUUCAAUUGUGAUGAAACUGGGCUCUUCUGGAAGAAGAUGCCCAAUAGAACCUACAUUCAUAAAAGUGCAGAGGAGGCACCAGGGCAUAAAACACGGAAGGACAGAUUAACUCUGGUGCUACCUGGCAUCUCACAUCAUCACAAGAAGGGGAUCAUGGCCCAAGUAGCAAUGUCUACCCUGCCCGUCGAAGAUGAGGAGUCUUCGGAGAGCAGGAUGGUGGUGACAUUCCUUAUGUCUGCUCUUGAGUCCAUGUGUAAAGAACUGGCCAAGUCCAAGGCAGAAGUGGCCUGCAUCGCAGUGUAUGAAACAGACGUAUUUGUUGUUGGAACAGAGAGAGGACGUGCUUUUGUCAACACCAGAAAGGAUUUUCAGAAAGAUUUCGUAAAAUACUGUGUUGAAGAAGAAGAAAAGGCUGCAGAGAUGCAUAAAAUGAAAUCAACAACACAGGCAAAUCGAAUGAAUGUAGAUGCUGUAGAGAUUGAAACACUCAGAAAAACAGUUGAGGACUAUUUCUGCUUUUGCUAUGGGAAAGCUUUAGGCAAAUCAACAGUGGUACCUGUCCCAUAUGAAAAGAUGCUACGAGAUCAGUCAGCUGUGGUGGUUCAGGGGCUUCCAGAAGGAGUAUCCUUUAAACACCCUGAAAACUAUGAUCUUGCAACCCUGAAGUGGAUUUUGGAGAACAAAGCAGGGAUUUCAUUUAUCAUUAAGAGACCUUUCCUAGAGCCAAAGAAGCUCCUAGGUGGUCGAGUGACGGUAACAGAUGCUGAAAGGUCAAUGCUAUCUCCAGGUGGAAGUUGUGGCUCCAUCAAAGUGAAAACUGAACCCACAGAAGAUUCUGGCAUUUCUCUGGAAAUGGCAGCUGUGACAGUAAAGGAAGAAUCAGAAGAUCCUGAUUACUAUCAAUAUAACAUUCAAGGCCCUUCUGAAACUGAUGAUGUUGAUGACAAACUCCCCCUUUCGAAGUCUUUGCAAGGAAGCCAUCAUUCUUCAGAGGGCACUGAAGGAACAGAAAUGGAAGUACCAGCAGAAGAUUCUACUCAACAUGUCCCUUCAGAAACAAGUGAGGACCCCGAAGUUGAGGUGACUAUUGAAGAUGAUGAUUAUUCUCCACCUACCAAGAGACCAAAGAGCAAUGAGCCUCCCCAGCCACCAGUCACAGAACCUGCCAAUGCCGGCAAACGGAAAGUGAGGGAGUUCAACUUUGAGAAAUGGAAUGCUCGAAUUACUGACCUGCGUAAACAAGUUGAAGAGUUGUUUGAAAGAAAGUAUGCUCAAGCUAUAAAAGCCAAAGGUCCUGUGACGAUCCCGUACCCUCUUUUCCAGUCCCACGUGGAAGAUCUUUAUGUAGAAGGACUUCCGGAAGGAAUCCCUUUUAGAAGGCCAUCUACUUACGGAAUUCCUCGCCUUGAGAGGAUAUUACUUGCAAAGGAAAGGAUUCGUUUUGUGAUAAAGAAACAUGAACUUUUGAAUUCAACACGUGAAGACUUACAGCUUGAUAAACCAGCUUCAGGAGUAAAAGAAGAGUGGUAUGCCAGAAUCACUAAGUUACGAAAGAUGGUAGAUCAGCUUUUCUGCAAAAAAUUUGCUGAAGCCUUAGGGAGCACCGAAGCCAAGGCUGUACCUUACCAGAAAUUUGAAGCACAUCCUAAUGAUCUCUAUGUGGAAGGACUACCAGAAAACAUUCCUUUUAGAAGUCCCUCGUGGUAUGGAAUCCCAAGGCUGGAAAAAAUUAUUCAAGUGGGCAAUCGAAUUAAAUUUGUUAUUAAAAGACCAGAACUUCUGACUCACAGCACUACUGAAGUUACUCAGCCAAGAACGAAUACACCAGUCAAAGAAGAUUGGAAUGUCAGAAUUACCAAGCUACGGAAGCAAGUGGAAGAGAUUUUUAAUUUGAAAUUUGCUCAAGCUCUUGGACUCACAGAGGCAGUAAAAGUACCGUACCCCGUGUUUGAAUCGAACCCCGAGUUCCUUUAUGUAGAAGGCUUGCCAGAAGGAAUUCCCUUUCGAAGCCCUACCUGGUUUGGAAUUCCACGACUUGAAAGGAUUGUCCGUGGAAGUAAUAAAAUCAAGUUUGUUGUUAAAAAACCUGAACUAGUUAUUUCCUACUUGCCUCCUGGAAUGGCUAGUAAAAUAAACACUAAAGCUUUGCAGUCCCCGAAAAGACCACGAAGCCCUGGGAGUAAUUCAAAAGUUCCUGAAAUUGAGGUCACUGUUGAAGGCCCUAAUAACAGCAACCCUCAAACCUCAGCUGUUCGAACCCCUACCCAGACUAAUGGUUCUAAUGUUCCCUUCAAGCCUCGAGGGAGAGAGUUUUCCUUUGAGGCCUGGAAUGCCAAAAUCACUGACCUAAAACAGAAAGUUGAAAAUCUUUUCAAUGAAAAAUGUGGUGAAGCUCUUGGCCUUAAACAAGCUGUGAAAGUGCCGUUUGCGUUAUUUGAGUCUUUCCCUGAAGACUUUUACGUGGAAGGCUUACCCGAGGGUGUGCCGUUCCGACGACCAUCUACUUUUGGCAUUCCAAGGCUGGAGAAGAUACUCAGAAACAAAGCCAAAAUUAAGUUCAUCAUUAAAAAGCCUGAAAUGUUUGAGACGGCAAUUAAGGAGAGCACCUCCUCCUCGAAGAGCCCUCCAAGAAAAAUAAAUUCUUCGCCCAACGUUAAUACUACUGCAUCAGGUGUUGAAGAUCUUAACAUCAUUCAGGUGACAAUUCCAGACGAUGAUAAUGAAAGACUGUCAAAAGUUGAAAAAGCUAGACAGCUAAGAGAACAAGUUAAUGACCUCUUCAGUCGAAAAUUUGGUGAAGCCAUUGGUAUGGGUUUCCCUGUGAAAGUUCCCUACAGGAAAAUCACAAUUAACCCUGGCUGUGUGGUGGUUGAUGGCAUGCCUCCUGGAGUGUCAUUCAAAGCCCCCAGCUAUCUGGAAAUCAGCUCCAUGAGAAGGAUCUUAGAUUCUGCUGAGUUCAUUAAAUUCACAGUCAUUAGACCAUUUCCAGGACUUGUGAUUAAUAACCAGUUGGUUGAUCAGAGUGAGUCAGAAAGCCCAGUGAUCCAAGAAUCAGCCGAGCCAAGCCAGUUGGAGGUUCCUGCGACAGAAGAAAUAAAGGAGACUGAUGGAAGCUCUCAAAUCAAGCAAGAACCAGACCCUACGUGGUAGACCUCUUCCCUCCUUAGGCUUAAAGUAUCAGUGGGUGAGAAGAGCUUUUCGGACCUGUUACUGCCCCAAGCUGUGUAAUAUACUUGUAUAACAGAAAUACCUUCUAUACAAACCUUUUUUUCUACUUUUAGAUAGAAAUGUCUACUUUUUCAGCAGUUCUGUGAAUUGAAUUAAAGAGCAGAGUGACUGUAGAUUUGGAAUGGCUGGUUUCCUUUGGAAUGUAUUAUAAGGAUUUUACAGCAGUGCUGGAAAAACGACAGGGAAAAUGACAGGGAUGAAUUGCAUCAGAUUUUUUACGUAUUCAGCAGAGCCUUCAGCUGUGGUGUUUGUCUCCCAAUCAAGUGAAGAUCUCUCCUACUGGAACAUCUCAGCUUCUGCAGUGAAGAAAAUACCUGUGAUAGUUCAGCUCUUUAGUUUUUCUAUUUGAAAAAUCACUUAAUUGAUCCUUUUGUUCACGGUUCUCCUUAAUGACUGAGUGAACAGUUAAUAUCUGUAUAUUUGACUAAACCUUUUCCUAAGCUCUCUAUCAUGGUUCAUAUGUUUUUUAUCGUAAUUAAAAACCAACCAUCUGGAUCACCUAACAGCCAGUAAGAGGUCAGUAUCUCAGCGUGUGGCUUAUAGAUGGAGUACAGAGAACCUCUUCCAUCCACAUUUACUUUUCAUCCAAAUAAAAUGCAUGGUGUACCAGAAGUUUCAGAUCAGGUAUAAGUGUUUGGGCAAGCUGAAUGACACUAAAGCCUCACUAUCAUGUAACCCACUGUGGUGUGGAAUUCUUUGGAACACUAUUCCAGCUUGGAUCAGACUCAAGGGGGUUUCAUUGCCUUCGUUACUUUACAAUUCUACUUGUAACAUUGAGGCUCCAGUGUGGGGAGUGAGGGGUCAGUAAGCUGAUUCGGCACCCUCUGAUAUUCUGCGCCAUUCGUAGGAGAAUCUUACAUGUGUUGAGAUUUCACAAACAGUAAGAGUUGUAAAAUACCAGCUAUAUGAAAAGCUAGAGUAUGUGAUGGCAUAGAGUUUUCAUUAGCUUUAUCACAAUAUUCACGAUGGAGAAUUAUAUUACAUGGUAGCAGAAAUAGGCAUUUUUAUGUGUUGCUUAUAUUUUACCUCAAAUUAAAUUGUAGAUAUAGGGUAAUAAAUAAAAUCCAUCCAUGCCUUUCA